CCCCAAAAGACUUAAGCUGUGACUGCCAUUGCUGGGUUGUUGCCUUUGCGAAGAUGAAGGAGUUUAUCUAUGUAUGGUGGCCCUAUCUUUUUGCAGUGGCCACAAUUAUGUUGCAAGCCGUGGUGGAUCCUGCUGAGUGCAUCUGGCCGCCCAAAUUGGAGCUUUCCGGUCAGCAAGCAGCGCUUUUGGCAAAGACUCCGGUGUGGCUCUGCACCGCGGGACCCACUCUGAUCGGACCGUUUCUCCUGAAUUUUAUGGCUCGGAAACGCAACCUUUCCGCCAUGGACCGGCAGUCCCUAAUGUGGUGGCAUGUCAAUGCCUGGUGGUUCCACACUGGCUGCGACGUCUUCAGCGGACUCUAUCAGAUCAUGCCGGUGCUGACAGAGUUGUACACGCACAUGAGUCCAGUUCAUGUGAAAGAACGUUGGCACCCGGAGCGUGAACACCUUGACUGCGCAUAUGGCUUGGAGCUUUUCGUGGAGGCACCAUUCGCCCUGUGGUUGGUGUACCUCUUCAUGACGCAGGACCAUCGGCGAUACCUCAUCGAACUUGCCGCACUGGGAAUCCAGUUCGCUGGCACUGUGGUCUACUAUUUGCCUGGCAUCAUGCGGCUCGAGCAUGCCUGUUGGCUAAGCCAUGCAGAUCGCUUCUGUGGUAGCUUUUGGAUCAUUUGGCCAACCUAUGUGUUCAUCCGCACGUUGAACAGAGCGAGGCCAGAAAAUGGCUCGACCAGUGGCAAGAAGUCAAAGCAGAAGUGAUCUGGACAUGACAUAGUUUGAGAAGAUGACAACACGUCAUUUUCCAGCCAGACCCAGGCGGAUUUCAGCUAUUUGAGCACCACGCUUGGUGCAAGUUGUACAGCAACUUGAAGUAAAACUCAGUCGCAACGCAACGGUUUUGAAUUGCUGCAUGAACAGCAAUGUUGCAAAAGUUUGACCUUCUGUAGUGACUCCAAUUUGAAACCCAUCAUCGAUCGCAACUUUCAAAAGUGUGAGCUUCGUGCGCCAUCAAGUGGUGAUUCUGGCUUAGCUCCACCUCGCUCCAUCCUGUU
Molecule: messenger RNA, 1051 nt
Organism: Cladocopium goreaui
Lineage: Eukaryota; Dinophyceae; Suessiales; Symbiodiniaceae
Source: the annotation of a GenBank genome assembly